CCUCCGCGGGGCCCCAUCUGGGCCUCGAUGGAGCUCCAACCGCCGCCAUUGCAGCCCUUCCUGUUACUACUGCUGCUGCUGCCGCCGCCGCUGCUACCGGCAGUGCCCGAGACGGGAGGGUCCUGGCAGUGCCCGCGCAUCCCCUAUGCUGCCUCCCGCGACUUUGACGUGGAGUACUUGGUGCCCAGCUUCUCGGCCGGCCGGCCGGUACAGGCUGUAGCAACCUACGAGGGCGGCAGGGAAGGGAGUGCCGUGUUCGUGGCCACACGCAAUCGCCUGCAUGUGCUUGGGCCUGAUCUGCAGCCAGUUGAGAGCCUGGCCACGGGCCCUGCUGGGGCCCCUGGCUGCCAGACGUGUGCGGCCUGUGGCCCAGGCCCCCACGGCCCACCGGGAGACACAGAUGCGCAGGUUCUGGUGCUGGAGCCGGUGCUGCCCGCACUGAUCAGUUGUGGCUCCAGCCUUCAGGGACGCUGCUUCUUGCAUGAGCUAGAGCCUGGCGGGACAGCCCUGCACCUGGCGCCACCAGUCUGCCUUUUCUCAGUGCACCACAAUCAACCGGAGGACUGUCCCGACUGUGUGGCCAGCCCGCUAGGCACCCUCGUGACCGUGGUUGAGCAGGGCCAUGCCUCCUACUUCUACGUGGCAUCCUCACUGGACUCGGCGGUGGCCGCCAGCUUCAGCCCACGCUCAGUGUCCAUCCGGCGCCUCAAGGCCGACGCCUCAGGAUUUGCACCAGGCUUUGCAGCACUGUCAGUGGUGCCUGAGCACCUGGCUUCCUACCGCAUCGAAUACGUGUACAGUUUCCGUGCAGGAGCCUUCGUCUAUUUCCUGAGUGUGCAGCCAGCCAACGUGGUAGACGCUCCUGGCGCCUUACACACGCGCCUGGCACGGCUCAGCGCUGUGGAGACUGACCUGGGCAACUACCGCGAGCUGGUCCUCGACUGCCGUUUUGCACCUAAACGCCGGCGUCGCGCGGCCCAUGAGGGCGUGCAGCCCUACCCGGUGCUGCGGGCGGCCCACACUGCUCCAGUGGGCGGGCGACUGGCUACUGAGCUGAGCAUCGCUGAGGGCCAGGAAGUGCUGUUCGGGGUCUUCUCAGCUAGCAGAGACAGCGGCCCAGGUGUGGAUCCCAACUCUGUCGUCUGUGCGUUCCCUGUAGACUUGCUGGACACUCUCAUCGAGCAGGGUGUGGAGCGCUGUUGUGAGCCUCCUGUCCACCCUGGCCUCCAGCGAGGCCUCGACUUCUUCCAGUUGCCCAGUUUUUGCCCUGACCCGCCUGGCCUGGUGGCUCCCAGCCCCCAAACCAGCUGCCGCCACUUCCCCCUGCUGGUCAGCAGCAGCCUCUUACGGGUGGACCUAUUCAACGGGCUGUUAGGACCAGCGCAGGUCACUGCAUUGCACGUGACACGUCUCGACAAUGUCACAGUGGCCCACAUGGGCACAGCCGACGGGCGCAUCCUGCAGGUCUUCCAGGUACCUAUCCAGGGCCCUGGCUGCCGCCACUUCCUCACCUGUGGGCGUUGCCUGCGGGCACAGCGUUUCAUGGGCUGUGGAUGGUGCGGGGGCGUGUGUGGCCGGCAGAAGGAAUGUCCUGGCUCCUGGCAGCAGGACCAUUGCCCCCCCGAGCUUACUAAGUUCAGCCCCCACAGUGGACCCCUAAGGGGCAGCACGAGACUGACGCUGUGUGGCUCCAACUUCUACCUGCAUCCUCCUGGUCUGGUGCCUGAGGGCACCCAUCAGGUCACUGUGGGUCAAAGUCCCUGCCGACUGCUGCUCAAAGGCAACUCAAACCUCAGCCAAGUAUCCCGGAAGGACUUUGUAGAGGAGCUUGAGUGUGAACUGGAGCCCUUGGGCACGCAGGAAGCCGGGCCUGCCAACGUCAGCCUCACCAUGACCAACAUGCCACUGGGCAAGCACUUCCGGGUAGAUGGCACCUCCGUGCUGCGAGGCUUCUCUUUCAUGGAGCCCAUGCUGACAGCAGUACAACCCCUCUUUGGUCCACGGGCAGGGGGUACCUGCCUCACCCUUGAAGGCCAAGGCCUGUCUGUUGGCACCAGCCGGGCUGUGCUGGUCAAUGGGACUGAGUGCCUGCUGAAACGGGUCAGCGAGGGGCAACUUUUAUGUACCACACCCCCCGGGGCUGCUACCGCCCGCGUUCCCAUUCGCCUGCAGGUGGGGGGCGCCGAAGUGCCUGGCUCCUGGAACUUCCACUACCAGGAAGACCCCAUCAUGCUGGGUAUCAGCCCCAACUGUGGCUACACUGGCUCCCACGUCACCAUCCAUGGACAGCAUCUGACUUCAGUGUGGCACCUCGUGCUGUCAUUCCAUGAUGGGCGCAGGGCAGUGGAGAACAGGUGUGAGGGGCAGCUCCCGGAGCAGCACUGGUGCCGCCUGCCCGAAUACCUGGUCCGAGGACCGCAGGGGUGGGUGACGGGGAACCUGAGUGCCCAGGGGGAUGGAGCUGCUGGCUUCACACUGCCUGGCUUUCGCUUCCUGCCCCCACCCCACCCACCCAGCAUGGACCUGGUCCCCCUGAAGCCUGAGGAGCAUGCCGUUAAGUUUGAGUACAUUGGGCUGGGCGCUGUGGCUGAUUGCGUGGAUGUGAACGUGACCGUGGGUGGUGAGAGCUGCCAACAUGAGCUGCGGGGGGAUGUGAUUGUCUGCCCCCUUCCCCCCUCCCUGCAACUUGGCAAGGACGGUGCUCCACUGCAGGUCUGCGUGGAUGGUGGGUGUCACAUCCUGGGCAAGGUAGUGCGGCCAGGUCUGGAAGGGGUCCCACAGAGCACACUCCUUGGUGUCCUACUGGCCCUGCUCCUGCUUGUGGCUGUACUGGCCACCAUACUGGUCUUCAGUUAUCACCAGAGAAAACAGCUAGUCCUUUCUCCGAACCUGGAUGACUUGGCAUCCCUGGACCGGACCACUGGAGCCAUGCCUCUGCCUCUGCUGCGCUCAAGCUCUGACUAUAGAAAUGGCCUUGCCCCUGCCAUUGAUGGCCGGGAUUCCACCACUCAGGUCCACAGAGCGUCCUUCUCAGGCAACGGGGAUGGGUCCCAUGUCCCACUGCUGCGGAAAAAGUCCAUCCAGCUUGGGGACCUGAACUCUGUGCUCCUGGCCGAGGUCAAGGAUGUACUGAUUCCCCACGAGCGGGUAGUCACCCACACUGACCGAGUCAUUGGCAAAGGUCAUUUUGGAGUUGUUUACCAUGGAGAAUACACAGACGAGGCCCAGAAUCAAAUCCACUGUGCCGUCAAGUCGCUGAGUCGCAUCACGGAGGUGCAGGAGGUGGAGGCCUUCCUGCGUGAGGGGCUGCUCAUGCGCAGUCUGCACCACCCAAAUGUGAUGGCUCUCAUUGGUAUCGUGCUGCCACCUGAAGGGCUGCCCCGCGUGCUGCUGCCCUAUAUGCGCCACGGAGACCUGCUCCAAUUCAUCCGCUCACCCCAGCGGAACCCCACAGUGAAGGACCUCAUCAGCUUCGGCCUGCAGGUGGCCCGCGGCAUGGCGUACCUGGCAGAGCAGAAGUUUGUGCACCGGGACCUGGCUGCUCGGAACUGCAUGCUGGAUGAGUCAUUCACAGUCAAGGUGGCUGACUUUGGUCUGGCCCGCGAUGUCCUGGACAAGGAGUACUACAGUGUCCAACAGCGCCACCAUGCUCGCCUACCUGUCAAAUGGAUGGCGCUAGAGAGCCUGCAGACCUACAGAUUCACCACCAAGUCCGACGUGUGGUCAUUUGGCGUCCUCUUAUGGGAACUGCUGACACGGGGUGCCCCACCGUACCCCCACAUCGACCCUUUUGACCUCAUGCACUUCCUGGCCCAGGGUCGGCGCCUGCCCCAGCCUGAGUAUUGCCCUGAUUCUCUGUACGCAGUAAUGCAGCACUGCUGGGCUGCGGACCCUGCAGCACGACCCACCUUUGGAGCACUGGCAGGGGACGUGGAACGCUUGGUGGCCGCGUUGCGAGGGGACCACUACGUGCAGCUGCCUGUGGCCUACGUGAACGUGGGCCCUGGUGCCCCUGACAAGGCAGACAUGCCCUUGGAAUAGUCGCCAUCCCCACCAGUGCACAAGAGCAUAGGUGGCCGGGCCCCUCUCAGAGCCACCAAGGCCCAUGUGACCUCAGCCCCAGGCAGGCAUCAGGGGUUUGGACCUGCAUGGCGGUGGGAGUUAACCCCAAGCUGCCUCUGGGCUGGCCUCUGCCCUGUCCCUGUCCCUGCCC
This is a messenger RNA of Physeter macrocephalus (sperm whale), 4213 nucleotides long. RefSeq names its product macrophage stimulating 1 receptor (gene MST1R). Gene Ontology annotation, cellular component: signaling receptor complex; basal plasma membrane; plasma membrane. Gene Ontology annotation, molecular function: protein binding; hepatocyte growth factor receptor activity; ATP binding. Gene Ontology annotation, biological process: cell surface receptor protein tyrosine kinase signaling pathway; nervous system development; pancreas development. Bases 28 to 4041 code for a protein of 1337 amino acids. The record is from RefSeq and is a predicted model, not a curated record. The transcript is spliced from 19 exons. Lineage: Eukaryota; Metazoa; Chordata; Mammalia; Artiodactyla; Physeteridae.